UGGAAGUUGCAAAAAAAAGUUCUUUUCGAGAGAAUAUAUUAGUAGAAUUAUCAAUUAAUUCAACACUCGUGAAAAUAUACCGUGUAUCGAUGUUAAAUCUGCAGUACAAUAGUUCAAUCAGUCGUUAAAUCAACAACAUCCGCGAUGGUUUCAGCAGGAAUGAAAGAUCAUAUGGUAUCUGACGAUCCUCCGUAUUCCAGAUUAUUUGUCGUUUACAACAGAAAAGAUCCUGUUUCGGAAGCCGAACUAAGGAAUGAUUUCGGCAAAUACGGUGAAAUCCAAGAUGUAUUCAUUGUUAAAGACAGAGCUAGCGGAAAUGCCAAAGGAGUUGCGUAUAUUAAAUUCCCAAAGAUGUCCGAAGCUGCUCUUGCCAUGGAAAACCUCAACAAUACUCCUAUCAAAGGACACGUCGGAGUGUACAAAGCGUACAUAGCGAAAAAUCGAGGUGAAUCACCCGGACCUGAUCACAAUGAUCCGGAUCGUUUCGUACGUUUAUUCAUCAUGGUGCCGAAAAGUGCCGCAGAAGACGAUAUUAGACAACAUUUUACGAAAUUCGGCGACGUUACUACGGUGAAAUUACUACGCCAUAAAGAUACCAACGAAAGCAGAGGGAUCGGUUAUGUAACCUACGCGAGAGUAUAUGAUGCUGCUAAAGCUGUAGAAAGUGGUGAAAACGAGUUAGGAUUCAAAGCUGUUAUCGCUCGACCGAAAGAGAAAAUACCACCUCCUGCCGAAUCUAGCACUUCUAACCAUUCUUCUAGUUAUUCUUCGUAUUCGAAUUCGCAUACUAGCAAAUCUCGACCAAGCAAACACUCGUCCAGUCACGUUGACCACAAUACGGGUGGAGAUUCUUUUCAAGCUACGGUUUCUUCGAAGUUGGACAAAGAUCAUAUAUUUCGAUUAUUCGAUAUUGCUCCUGGGUUGAGAAAUAUACAAAUCAUAUCGCAAAAUAUGUAUCGUACCGAUCUAGUAGCUAUCUAUAAUUCGCCCUUAGCCGCCGAAUACGCACUGAAUAAAUUACAAGGAUUGGAGUAUCCGUUGGGAGAUUACAUUUGCGUUGAAUCAAAAGGAGUCAAUAAACCAUCCGUAGUAACAACUCCAAGUUACAAUAUGUCGGCUAGCGGAAGUAUCGGAACUAAACGAGAUUAUAGAGGAGAGCAAAUCAUCGAGCAUCGAAGCGCCUCUCCCGUAUCAUCGAAUGGGAAUCGUGAAGUUAACUCAACACUUACUGCUCUUACAAAAGCCCUUUCCGAUGCAACUGCAUUGCUCAAAACAGCAGGAGUCUCAACUGAAUCUAUUGGUUACGAUGACAUGAGUGAUAAUAGGAGUUCGUCGUCUUAUUGCCAGUUUCCAUUACCACCACCUCAAAAGGUUCUUCCUAAAACAGCUUUCAAUGAAAAUACCGGAAGGAGAUUGUUUUUCGUCGGGCAUCCAGCUGCUCCGCCAUUAGAUGCUUUGUACGAUGUGUAUUGUAGAUUCGGUAAUUUCACCGGUGCCAGCGUCCUGCAGAAGAAAAAUUAUGGUUAUUUGUAUUUCACCUGUCCUCAUUCAGCUCAGAGAGCCAUUGACGCCACCGAUGAUAAAACGAUCGCUGGUGUUACAAUCAAAGUUUUGCCAGCUGAGCCAAAAGCUGAGCUCAGUAAUAAAAGGAAGAAGACUGAUAUGUAAUCAGGAUUGUUAGUAGUAAGAUUACGAACUCUUAACUGCUACGUUUUUUGUGCCAGUUUACUUUUAAACAACACAUUGACGAUAACAUUAAUUUACUGGACUUGCUGAGAAGAUUUGAUAAACAAUUUUCAUAGUUUUACGAAUAAACGUUUUUUUUUUUUAUUUCUUAAUUUGUAGACAAAGUAACUAGAAAAACAAUCUAGAUAGUAGAUUUAAUAAGUUUUUACUUAUCUUUUCCAGGUGAGCAUUACAUCUUUUUAAUUAUAAUGUCUUAUAUAUGUCUAUAAUAUACAUUUUGUGUACGA
This is a messenger RNA of Planococcus citri (citrus mealybug), 1973 nucleotides long. RefSeq names its product RNA-binding protein 45-like. Gene Ontology annotation, molecular function: RNA binding. The transcript is spliced from 11 exons. Bases 145 to 1668 code for a protein of 507 amino acids. The record is from RefSeq and is a predicted model, not a curated record. NCBI's taxonomy places the organism in Eukaryota, Metazoa, Arthropoda, Insecta, Hemiptera, Pseudococcidae.